Molecule: messenger RNA, 463 nt
Organism: Eurytemora carolleeae
Lineage: Eukaryota; Metazoa; Arthropoda; Copepoda; Calanoida; Temoridae
Exons: 8
Coding region: 155-463 (102 amino acids)
Source: RefSeq, a predicted model, not a curated record
ACUCACAGCACUAGCAGUCAAGUAUCUCCUUUACUUACUCCGGUGUUAGGUGAGAGUAGAGCCUAGUGUUACAACAGGCCUAAACUAGUGUGAGUCUAAACACCAGAGGUGCAACUAAGUUUGUGGGGAGAAUUCGCGUAAAAUUAGGUGCAAAAUGGAAGAGGAAGUGAGUCAAACAAAUACCUUUUGUGAAUUAUUAAAUACAGGGUGUUCGAGUACGGUGACGAGCCUAGAUGUAGAAAAAGGGCUAAAAAAGGCAGCCGAAGAUACUACUGGAAAAUUAUCAGAAAUAUGUACAGAACCAGGAUUGUACAGACGCCGUACUCAAAGUACAGUCAGAUUUUGCCGAAGUCCGCCAAAUAUUCGGAAACAUAUUCCCUCAGGAACAACUAAGUUAUUCUUAUCAAAUUACGAUGUAGAGUAUCACUCUAGCGACGGAAAAUGUUUUUACGCCGAAUUAUAA